UUGUGUGUUAGCGUCUCACAAAUGGGGCUUCUUGCGCUGACUGUUGUGUCGGUCUUGCAACUCAGUGUAUCAGAUUGCCUAUGGUGCGAACAGGACUUAGUGCCACGCGUCCCCGAUUUUGACAACUACUUGCUCACCGAGUACCUGCUGUGGUCUGUCCAUGUGAUGCUGAGGGUUGAGUGUUCCAGCAGGUGCUACUUUGACCCCCAUUGUCACAGCUUCCAGGUGCUUAAGGCUAAUAGUACCUGCAUAGGUUUCGCUACGGGAUUUGCAGACACUGGACAUAUGUAUUCACCUCUGACGCCUGCCCCUGGAUAUCAACUCUUUCUGUUACCUAGAGCCUCCCACUACAUAGGUAGUGCCUGUACCAGUGAUAGCGACUGUCACGUGGCGACCUCUGUGUGCAAUGAUGGAGUCUGCACCUGUCUGUUGGGCUACAUCUUUUCACCCCGACAACAUGCCUGUAUCACGGACUGCUCAACUUGGGGAAAUGACCUCACCCGCUAUUUUGGGUACUCUGUAACAGGCAACGAUCAAGACAUUAUCCGCAACAUAUACACUGAAUUCUUGUAUUCCAGACUGCUCAACUUGGGGAAAUUACCUUACCCGCUAUUUUGGGUACUCCGUAACAGGCAACGAUCAAGACAUUAUCCGCAACAUAUACACUGAAUUCUUGUAUUCCAGACUGCUCAACUUGGGGAAAUGACCUCACCCGCUAUUUUGGGUACUCCGUAACCAGCAAAGAUCAAGACAUUAUCCGCAACAUAUACACUGAAUUCUUGUAUUCCAGACUGCUCAACUUGGGGAAAUGACCUCACCCGCUAUUUUGGGUACUCCAUAACCAGCAACGAUCAAGACAUUAUCCGCAACAUAUACACUGAAUUCUUGUAUUCCAGACUGCUCAACUUGGGGAAAUGACCUCACCCGCUUUUUUGGGUACUCCGUAACAGGCAACGAUCAAGACAUAAUCCGCGACAUAUACACUGAAGCCGACUGUCGAGUACAGUGCAGAAACAAGGACGCCGAUGCCAACUACAUCUGUGUGAGCGUUGAGUACAGCUUCAGCAAGGAAAGCUGCUACCUGGCGGUACUCACCUUUCUGCAAGUACCGCCAGCGGAUAGGGUCGACACCAAUGAUAGUGUCCAAUACCAACGUAGCUGUGCAGUGUAGACGGCCCAGACGAGAAAACUCAAGUCCUCCUUGAUUUCAGAAUGACGACUAUCAUCUCGCCCAAAUUAUUUGUUACAUAAAACGCUUGGCCUAAUUCUGAUGUUUCUUCUUUUCAUUAUCCCCAUCAUCACCUGCUUGUACUGAUGCCUACUGAACCCGUAGAGAUUCUGGCAUAGAAUAGGUCUUCAGCAACCCAUGCUUGCCGUAAAAGGUGACUUUGCUUGUCGUAAAA
Haliotis rufescens (red abalone) is the source of this 1403-nucleotide messenger RNA. RefSeq lists its product as uncharacterized. The transcript has 3 exons. The record is from RefSeq and is a predicted model, not a curated record. Lineage: Eukaryota; Metazoa; Mollusca; Gastropoda; Lepetellida; Haliotidae. The coding region runs from base 22 to 669 and encodes 215 amino acids.